AUGGCGCCAUCUCCUCAUUUGCGGAUUUCUUGUUGUCUCCUUCCUUUCUUCUUCUUCUUCCUAUCAUUCUCGCCGCAAGUGUGCACCGGCGAAGGCGAAACUCCUCCGGAGAUAACCUACCACGACGGGCCCAUCCUCACCGGCAACGUAAAGCUAGCGCUCGUGUGGUACGGUCGGUUCGGGCGCGUCCAGAAGAACACGGUGAGGGCGUUCGUGAAAUCCUUGAACUACGAAGGGCACGCCGCCGGCCAGCCGCUGGUGUCGUCGUGGUGGAAGAUAGUGGAAGGGUAUCAAACCGCGGCCAAGAAACCGGACGGACCGAUCACGGUCAAAGUUGCGAGGCAGGUGACGGAUACCAGCUACUCCAUCGGGAAAGUUAUUACGACGGAUUUUCUGAAGCCGCUUAUACAGAAGGCGACCGAGGGGAACCCGGGGAUACUGCCGGUAAUUUUCACGGCGAGGGAUGUUUCCGUGCAUGGGCUCUGCAUGGGGGAAUGCGCCGACCACGGAAUUAUUGACAAUCAAACGUACGUGAUCGUGGGCAACCCAGAGACUGAAUGCCCAGAAGAGUGUGCCUGGCCGUUCCGAGGCGGACCGGACCUCAUCCCGCCCAGCGGCGACAUCGGCGCCGACGCCAUGGUCAUCGGCUUCGCUCAAGGACUGGUAGCCGCUGUGACCAACCCGCAGGACACAGGCUUCUUCGAAGACAGCCUCAGGAAGCCACUAGAAGCUUCGUCAGCUUGCACGGGCAUCUUCGGGAGCGGAGCGGUUCCGGGGAGCAACCCGGGGAAAUUGCUCAAGGAUCCGGCCACCGGAAAGAGCUUUAAUUGCUAUGGCUCCAAGGGGAAGAGGUUUUUGGUCCCCGCGGUGUGGAACCCGGCCACGAAAACCUGCUGGACUUUGAUGUGA
This is a messenger RNA of Linum trigynum, 909 nucleotides long. The record is from the annotation of a GenBank genome assembly. Lineage: Eukaryota; Viridiplantae; Streptophyta; Magnoliopsida; Malpighiales; Linaceae.